AUGGCAAAAGACCGAAGCGACAAGGAAAAGAGGAAGGAGAAGAAAGAGAAGAAGCGCUCGGAGGUAGAUGGUGUUCAUAAAAAGUCCAAGAAGGAUAAGGAAAGGAAGAAGACCACAAUAACAGCCGAUGUUGCUGAGAAAGAUCUGACCGACAAGGUCCUGGCCCAAUUGGACACUACUGAAGAUGUCAUCAUGGAAGCAGAAAAUCAACAGAAGGAGGAACGACCUGUUGGCUCCCUUGUACCUUUUGCGAACCCAUUAGCAGACGACAAGGCUGCGAAGAAAGUCCUAAAGAGUGUCAAGAAAGCCGCGGUGAACAAGUCUCUAAAACGAGGUGUUAAAGAAGUUGUAAAGGCCGUUAGAAAGUCCCCUAUGGCUGCUGCAAAUGUGGCUGUCACUACACCGAUCGGCAUUGUUGUCUUAGCAGCCGACAUUUCCCCAAUGGACGUAAUAUCGCAUAUCCCCGUUUUGUGCGAAGACCACGGAAUCCCAUACGUAUACGUAACGUCUCGAGCAGAAUUAGGAAACGCUGGUGCUACCAAGAGACCAACCAGCGUUGUCAUGGUUCUACCACAGUCCGGGGGAAAGAAGAAGAAGGAGGAAUCUAAGGACGAUGCCGAGAAUAAAGAAGAAUACUCUAAGGAACCGAAUGCCAUACUGUCAAAACUGCCCGUACUUCCGGGGAAGCCAGACUUACUUCGUUGUGUUCCCAUACUUCUCGCUACUCCCGCGUUUGCCUCGUGGACGCAGCCGCACGGCUCCCAGUUACCUUCGGUAAUAAACCAUGUAUUCCGAAACUCGCUAGGAACGGGACGCGCAGUCAAGGACGUCUUUUCUAUAUCGGCUAUUGUGGACAAGCUACCAGCUUCGGAUGAAACAGAACAGCCCCGAAAAUCUACUCCGGACAAACGCGUACAAGCUGGGAGUGAAGGGAUAUCCGUUCUUCUGAUAGAUCGUGAUCAUCUAUCGGCAGAUAUCGUUAAACCUACGCGUAGGCGAGAUAUCUCGAUGCAUCAAGUCGAGCCCAUUAUCACCUACGUUGCUUCUACCGGGGAAAAUUGCACCGGACUUGUUUCUACUGAAGUAGGGAUCUAUGUCGCGAACACAGUUUUUAUCACAGGAGUGCCGCGAACUAUGUUAGCAUCACGCUGGCGAUCCGAUGGCACCGAUAGGCUUGAAUUAGAGGACGCGCAUGAUCUUGCGUUCUGUCGAAUCGAACCAACAACCAAAUCAUCUAAAGUGGCUCCUUUUGUUCCUUUGCACCCUGUUACUGAGCCUAGGAAGGUUCUGGCGAGCAUGGGGAAUGUUUUAAGCCAAAUUUCCAUUGGGGAUGGCACUGCAAAAUCUGCUCCAGCAUCAGCAGAACUUGAGAAAGCGUUACCUUUAUAUAUAAACAGACAUCAGCUACAGAAUCAUAGGCUGGCAGUCUGGGCUCUUGUCACACCGAGAGGAUCAAAAACUGAAACUUGGACUCAGAAUAAAUGCAAGGUUGAUUCUGUGUCGAAUUCUAUCAGAAAUGGUGCUCGCCUUCACCGUUUAAUGAGCGGAGGAGGCGGAUGGGGUAAGAAGCAAGGCCUCUUAUCAUUAGACCCUGAAUUCAGCUACCAAGAAGACAACGGCUCUGGCCAACCUCGCCGUAUCUACGACUUAUUUGAAGGUGGCGUUCAAACAGAGCCGAGCGUGGACGGUCUGGCUUUCGAAACCCCUAACUUGAUGGAAUUCAGUGACGGGAAGCUGAUAACCCCAUUGUCAGAAACUGCAAAGCCAGGAGAUACUGUUCAGUUUUUUGUCGCGCCUUUGGAUAAUGGAGUUCCCAUUCAUGUACCAGCGAAUAGCCUUCAUCCGGUAUUUACAGAGACUGGGAACUAUCUAUUUGGCGUGAUCCCGCCUGCUGAUGCCGAGUGUUCGCCCUCAACGAGCUUCGAGGAGAACCGGCAACCUCCUGGUUUUACGCCUGACUGCCUUGCUGUCCUACCAAAUAAAUUCGGGGCGCUUUCUGAGAAAGGCAUAACGUUUGCAACCGUUGAAAGAGGCUGCGCCUCAGAAUCCAAACGACAUGUUCAACUAUCAGGAACUAAAAUCGAUGUUCCCGGUUCAAGAAUAAUUCUAGACAUCAAAUAA
Molecule: messenger RNA, 2121 nt
Organism: Ophidiomyces ophidiicola
Lineage: Eukaryota; Fungi; Ascomycota; Eurotiomycetes; Onygenales; Onygenaceae
Exons: 3
Coding region: 1-2121 (706 amino acids)
Biological process (GO): snRNA pseudouridine synthesis; ribosome biogenesis; rRNA pseudouridine synthesis
Cellular component (GO): box H/ACA snoRNP complex
Molecular function (GO): box H/ACA snoRNA binding
Source: RefSeq, a predicted model, not a curated record